AUGGUUCUGCUUAGUUCCUUGGCCGUCGUGGCCACUGUAGCAAGUCUCGCUACCAGCCAGACCACUAGCACUAUCGACCCAAGUACCGUUUCAGAAUCGACGAGAAAGCAAUGGUGUCAAUCGCAAACCUCGGCGUGUCCCCUCAUCUGUCUGCAACUACCAGGGGCCUCAGGCAGCCCCACUGAAAACAAAUGCGACUUCAAAACCCUUGUAUACUCGUGUAUCUGCAGCAACCAUCAGUCUCCCAACGCAUCUGAAUACUCCCAGACAAUCCCCUACUUUGUUUGCACCGAGAAAAACAACCAAUGCGUGAAAGACUGCGACGGUGAACAACAGUGCCAGUCUGACUGCCGCUCCAAGAACCCUUGUGGUGCUCAGGAGCCCAAGCGUGUCAACACUACCACUUCUGCAACUACCAAGACCGCUCAAGCGACCACUUCGUUGCCUCCUUUCACUGGCGUCCCGGACAAGAAUGGAGUCGCCUCCAGGCCGUCGGCAGAUUUGAACCAAAUCUACGGUCUGGCCGUUGUGAUGGCCGGAUUCUUUGCCGGCUUUGCGACCUUGCUGUGA
Molecule: messenger RNA, 570 nt
Organism: Aspergillus pseudotamarii
Lineage: Eukaryota; Fungi; Ascomycota; Eurotiomycetes; Eurotiales; Aspergillaceae
Exons: 3
Coding region: 1-570 (189 amino acids)
Source: RefSeq, a predicted model, not a curated record